Molecule: messenger RNA, 1620 nt
Organism: Saxophila tyrrhenica
Lineage: Eukaryota; Fungi; Ascomycota; Dothideomycetes; Mycosphaerellales; Extremaceae
Exons: 2
Coding region: 1-1620 (539 amino acids)
Molecular function (GO): N,N-dimethylaniline monooxygenase activity; NADP binding; flavin adenine dinucleotide binding
Source: RefSeq, a predicted model, not a curated record
AUGACGAACACCACCGUCGCCAUCGUAGGUGGCGGCCCCAACGGCCUCAUGGCCCUGAAGAACUUCCGCGAAGACGGCUUUGACGCCACGCUCUUCGAGAGCAGAAGCUGGGUCGGCGGGUUGUGGAAACACUCUACCGACGAGAGUAUCUCGUCCGCUGCGACGACUAUCUUCAACAGCAGCAAGUACCGCGCCUCGAUUUCUGACUUCCCGAUGACCGAGGAGAUGGACGACUUCCCUACGGCGGCGCAGUUGCAGAAGUAUUUUGAGCGGUACUGUGGCCACUUUGGGUUGUGGCCGCAUAUCAAGCUUGGCAGUCCUAUCAAGGGGGUCAGCCGCGAGAGGGAUGACUGGGCGGUGGAGGUUGGAAGUAAUGAAGGUUCGGAGACGAGGAUCGAGCACUUUGACAAGGUCGUGUUUGCGUGUGGCACCUUUGUCAAGCCCAGGAUGCCCGAAAUAGCGGGCAUUGAGAAGUUCGCGGCCGAAGCUGUGCACUCGAUGCAUUUCCGGGAGCCCUCGCGGUACAAGGGGAAGAAUGUGCUGGUGGUGGGACUGCACUCCUCAGCCCAAGACGCAGUCACCGGCCUGGCGCCUUAUGCAUCUCGAAUCUAUCUCUCCCACCGCUCCGGCGUGGUCCUAAUCCCCCGGUACGCCGCCGACGGCUCCGUCUACGACCGCCAACCACCUCUCGGCACCUUCAUUGCGCUCCUCUACCUCCAACACCUCCUUCCCUCGGUCUUCCAGUGGAUCUUCGACACCUUCAUCGGCAAGAUCUCCGCCGCGGCCUUCCCCUCCAUUCCCAAAGCCUGGAACUUCUCUCCUGCCCCUUCCCUCGCCGUCGCUGCCCCAGUGGUCGCCGACGAACUCUACCCGCACCUAAAAUCUGGCCUCUGCGAGCCCGUCGACGGUAUCGCACGUAUCACCGGCCCGAGAUCUCUAGAGUUGAAGUCCGGCCGCAUGUUAACAGACAUUGACGCCAUAGUAUUCUGCACAGGCUACAACUCCCUCAUCCCCGUCCCCCUGUCUCCCUCGUCCGUCAACCCUUUCCCCUCUCUCGGUGCCCCGCCGGUCUUGUACCGCAACAUCUUCUCCCUGCACCCUGACCCGUCGAUCCGGAACAACAUCGCCUUCCUCUGUCAAGCCGGAGCGCCGUUACCAGGCUUCGCCAUGUUCGAGUUCCAAGCUAUCGCCGUGUCGCAGGUCUGGCGCGGGAAAUCCUCUCUCCCGCCUCUCAAGGAGAUGGAGCGUUGGAACAGAGACUACAUGACCUGGCGCGAGCGGAUUGCGAAAAAGUACGGGAUAAAGAGUACCUUUUACAGCGCCUUCGUGCCAAUGGCGGAUUUCUUCCGCUGGGAGGAUCAGUGUGCCGGAGUGGGGCUGAAGAAACGGUUUGGACUUGUUGAGCGGUGGACGACCAAGGAGGCUUGGGGACUUUGGUGGAAUGACAGGCAGUUGUGGGAUUUGUGCAUGGCGGGUUUGUGCAGUCCGGCGAUUUUCAGGCUGUUUGAUGAUGGGAAGCGGAAGACUUGGGCAGGGGCGAGGAGUCAGAUUCUGAAGGAUAAUAAGAGUGCGGCGAGGCAGCAGAGGGAGAGGAAAAGGGCGAUGGCGAAGGAGGAGUAG